UCUCCUCUUUUUCUACAUUCGCUUUCGAUUCUUUUCCUUUGGUAAAGAAUCCGCUCUCUCCCUGGGCAAUUCCUCGUUCCUUCCACAUUUCCUAGUUUCUCAUUCACCUCUUCACAAUCGGCAGCAUCAUUUCGCCUCUCUCUUCCAUUUUCUUCAAUCUGCAUAAGAUUCUGAAUCAUCUCCAUUCCUUUGAUUCAAAAGCUUGCAGUAGCAGAUAUCUCGUAUUUGAAACCUGAAACUGAAAAUUUUUCAAAAUUUUUCAGGUUCUGGUUUCUGGGUGUUGAAGGUAUUGGUUUUGGUUGUUCGUUUUGAGAGAGCUUAGGUAUUUGGUUUCAUUUCUCUGGAGGGUUUCUGGGCAAUCCUCCCUUUUGUGUAAAUAUUUUUUUUUUCUUUUUUCUUGCUUUUCCAUCUCCUGAGUCGGGGUUAGUUUUUUUUUGGGUCUUGAGGUACAGGAAGUGCUCAAGUUGAAUUUUUUAUUACAUAUUCGGAGAGGAAAGAUUGUGUUGUCUCCAAAAAAUCUGUUUUUUUGCAGAAUGUGUGUUGGGGAUGUUGCUCUGAGCCCGGUUCCACAAGAAUCGGCUCCUGGGUAUUGCAACAAGCAACCUGGGAUUUGCCCUAGUAGUGAGUCCAUCUUGAUAUACCUCUCUGUCGGCGGUUCAAAGAUUCCAAUGAGUGUGUUGGAGUCAGACUCAAUAGCCUCAGUGAAGCUGAGGAUCCAGAUAUGUAAAGGGUUUGUAGUGAAAAAGCAGAAGCUUGUUUAUGGAGGCAGAGAGUUGGCUCGUAACGAUUCGCUUGUUAAGGACUAUGGUGUCAAGGGAGGCAACGUCUUGCAUCUGGUUCUCAAGCUCUCUGAUCUCUUGUUCAUCACUGUAAGGACCGCUUGUGGGAAAGAAUUCGAAUUUCAAGUUGAUAGAUAUAAAAAUAUUGCGUAUCUCAAGCGUAGAAUUGCGCAAAAGGGAAAGGGGUUUCUGGAUGCUGUUGAUCAGGAAAUCUUCUUCAAUGGUGAAAAGCUUGAAGAUCAAAGGCUUAUCGAUGAUAUUUGUAGGGAUAACAAUGCUGUGAUUCAUUUGUUGGUACAGAAAUCUGCCAAAGUGAGGGCUAAGCAUAUUGAGAAAGAUUUGGAACUCUCAGUUGUUGCGGAGAAUGAGUCCAAUGAGGGGAGAGAUGGUGAAGUAGGAUCGACUGAGGAGCUCCAUCUUGUGACUAAGGAGCCACCGGUUAGAGAUUUUUGGUUGGAGCCGGUUGUUGUUAAUCCUAAAGUCAAAUUGCCCACUUUCAUUUGGGACAUGAUUAAUUCUACAUUUGAUGGUCUUGAGAGAGGGAAUCAGCCCCUCAGAUCAUCCGAGGGAACAGGAGGAACUUAUUUUAUGCAGGACAAAAAGGGGCUUAAAAAUGUCUCUAUCUUUAAGCCUGUUGAUGAGGAGCCAAUGGCUGUGAAUAAUCCCCAAGGACUACCUGUUUCCAAAGAUGGUGAAGGAUUGAAGAGGGGGACUAGGGUUGGAGAAGGAGCUCUGAGAGAAGUUGUAGCAUACAUAUUGGAUCAUCCCAAGAGUGGGCGUCGCUUGUUAUCUGGGGAGAUGAUGGGGUUUGCUGGUGUACCCCCUACUUGCAUGGUUCAGUGCUUGCACAAAGGAUUUAACCAUCCAGAUGGAUAUAAAUGUGCAACGGAAAACGUUAAGGUUGGAUCUUUACAGAUGUUCAUGAAGAACUAUGGGAGUUGUGAAGACAUGGGGCCUGGGGCUUUUCCUGUUGAGGAGGUACACAAGAUCGGUGUGUUUGAUAUAAGAAUGGCAAAUGCAGAUAGACAUGCUGGUAAUAUCUUGAUUGGCAAAGGGGAAGAUGGUCAGACUACCCUUAUUCCAAUUGAUCAUGGCUACUGCCUGCCAGAAAAUUUUGAGGAUUGCACAUUCGACUGGCUUUACUGGCCACAAGCGCGACAGCCUUUCUCUCUAGACACUAUUGACUACAUAAACUCUCUGGAUGCAGAGAAAGAUAUUGCACUUUUGGAAUUCUAUGGAUGGGAUAUUCCCCUCAAGUGUGCCCGAACACUCCGGAUUUCCACCAUGCUUUUGAAAAAGGGGGCAAAGAGAGGUCUCACUCCCUUUGCUAUAGGAAAUAUCAUGUGUAGAGAAACCAUUAACAAGCAAUCUGUUAUUGAGGAGAUUGUUCAUGAAGCGGAAGAAUCCUUGCUUCCCGGGUUGAGUGAAGCUACAUUUCUUGAAACUGUUUCUCAAAUCAUGGAUACUCGGCUGGACAAGCUUGCGGUGGAGUAAAACUUACCUGGUGCAUAGCAUAGGUAAUUUACUUUGAAUGUAUUAAUUGCAUAGUCAGUCCAUUUUUGGAUGGACUGCAGGUCUGCGAAUUGGAAGAUGGGUUUAUCUUAUCUUCGCAUGAGCCUGAAGCUUUCCUUUUUCUUUUUCAAGUUUGUUACUUGAUAUUGUAUUUGGUAUGUUGAACAGAAGUAAGAUGAUAAAUAAAAUAUGUACUAAGAAUGAAAUAGAGUGCAGAGGCUCUGUGUGCUCUAGCUCGACUAGGAGCCAUGAACCCUGCAUCCAGGCGUGUCUUUAAUCCAAGAAAAAAAAAUUGUUUUU
Molecule: messenger RNA, 2591 nt
Organism: Rubroshorea leprosula
Lineage: Eukaryota; Viridiplantae; Streptophyta; Magnoliopsida; Malvales; Dipterocarpaceae
Source: the annotation of a GenBank genome assembly